CCACCAUUGAAAGAACAUCGACCUAAUAUCCCACUCGGGAAAUCCUCACCAAUAAAGGUGCCUCGUCGAUGUAGGAUCCAUCUUCGUCACCGACUAUAGACACCGGUUGAAGACCCCUUCAUGCCGGCCAUCCGAUCACUGGUUGCUGACCACCACCAUCAUCUUCAUCGCCAACGACCACACAACCUUAAACAAAAGAAUAUGUUGUUUUUGAAUCAUUUGAACGCCUUCCACCAGGGACUGAAGCGGGGAGGGUUGAUUCGAAUGCUCGUUACCUUCAAUUCGUUCUUUAAAAAGAAUUUAAUUACCAAUGCCUUUUCGGUGAUCAGAUAUUCUGAUAUCCGUGAACCACGAGGAAUCUAUACCUACAGAUAUUCAACAUCAUUACUAGAUAUCUCGAAAUCAAAUGUACAUACGAUCUCUCUCUUGGCUUGUUUAGGUGUACAUCGACUUGAAUAUUCCAGCCUCCAAAAUGAAUCUUAGAAUAAUGGAGAGAGAGCUUCAAAGCCCUAGAUUAGGUUCAAAUUCCCGAGCUCGGAAUCGGAGAAAAUCAACUAAGGAUUUUCCAGAUAUAAUUAAGGUAAAUGGAAGUGAUUUGCUUGUGAAUGAUUAAAACAAAUACAUAUCAAUGUGGAUCCGAACAUAUUCUCCGGCCUGGAUGCUUGUGGGCUUCAUAUUGGUUGUGUAUUUAGGUCAUUUUUAUCUCUGGGGUAUGAUUGUUGUAAUCCAAAUCUUAAUGGCAAGUGAGCUCUUCAAUUUACUUAGAAGAGCUCAUGAAGAUAGACGUAUUCCAGGCUUCAGACUUCUCAAUUGGUAUUUCUUUUUCACUACAAUGUUGUUCAUGUAUGGUCGCAUUCUCAACCAACAGAUAAUGCAUGCUGUAACUCCUGAAAAAUUGUUCAACAAGCUUGUCAUAGAUAUAGAUGAGAAUUCAAAGUACAAUGAUUUCGAGAUGGAGUACGCAACAUCGAUCGGUAAUGCAAUUACGCUUGUAAACUUCUAUUGGUGCGUAUUAAAAGCCCAUGCUGCCAUGCAAAAAAAAAAAAGGAAAAGUGAACGAAACUUGCGAGAAACGUUUCUGGGAUUGCCGAUGCUUGCCGGAAACGUUUCUGGGAUUGCCGAUGAGCAAAAGGACCGAACCGGCCGGAACCGGGAACCGGCUUCGGCCAAAAUCAAGAAUCGAACCGGCCCGGCGGUUCUACCGGUUUCCCGGUUCCUACCGGUUCUUGUCGUGUCUUUAAAUAUUGGAACCGAUCCUUGA
Lactuca saligna is the source of this 1261-nucleotide messenger RNA. The record is from the annotation of a GenBank genome assembly. Lineage: Eukaryota; Viridiplantae; Streptophyta; Magnoliopsida; Asterales; Asteraceae.